CGCAACGUAAAAUCAAGGACCUGCUCAAGAAGCUGAAUGCUGACACCAGGAUGGUGCUGGUCAACGCCAUCUAUUUCAAGGGCAAAUGGAACCAACAGUUCAAGGAGGAUUUGACUGUUGAAGCGCCGUUUAGAGUCAAUAAGAAUGAUACUAAGCAAGUCAUGAUGAUGUACCAGAACAGUAAAUUCAACUUCAACAUCAUCCCAGAGUUAAACUGCCAGGUCCUAGAAAUGCCUUACGAAGGGAAGGAUGUAAGCAUGCUCAUCUUCCUGCCUAAUGAAAUUGAGGAUGACACAACAGGCUUGGAGAAGUUGGAGCGGGAACUCACCUAUGACACAAUUAUGAAGUCGACACAACCAGACAAGAUGGAGAUUGAUGUUGAGGUCCUGGUGGGCCUGCCUCGAUUCAAGCUGGAGGUCACUUACUACUUGGAGGAAAUCCUUAUCAACAUGGGCAUGGUGGAUGCUUUCGACGGCGAUAGGAGUGACUUCUCUGGCAUGUCUCUAGCCAAUGACCUGGCAUUAUCACAAGUCAUCCAUAAGGCUUUUGUAGAAGUAAAUGAAGAGGGAACCGAAGCUGCUGCAGCCACUGCUGUCAUUGUUGCGGUAAUCACCUCAGUAGGUGAACCCAAAGUGCCCAAAGUCUUCGUUGCUGACCACCCGUUCCUCUUCUUUAUCCGACAUAACCCUUCCAAGACAAUCUUGUUUGCUGGUCAAUACACCACACCCGAGUGAGUUUGUACGGUGUAUUUCUAUAAUAAAUUCAUUUAACAGAACUUUAGCUCUUUUAUUUCAUCAUUUAAUUCACCUCGCAGGAUGAAUAAAGUAUCUCUUGAUUCA
Molecule: messenger RNA, 839 nt
Organism: Hippocampus zosterae (dwarf seahorse)
Lineage: Eukaryota; Metazoa; Chordata; Actinopteri; Syngnathiformes; Syngnathidae
Product: leukocyte elastase inhibitor-like
Exons: 6
Coding region: 51-734 (227 amino acids)
Biological process (GO): negative regulation of endopeptidase activity
Molecular function (GO): serine-type endopeptidase inhibitor activity
Source: RefSeq, a predicted model, not a curated record